AUGACGUGCACGUUCGCGCUGGAGUCGCGCACCAUGACGCUGCAAGACGGCAGCAUGCGGACGUUCCGGAUCCGCGUCGCCCGGCACCACUGCGAGAACAGGCUGCUGUGCCGGCUGACGGCCGGGUAUGAGGCUAGAGGGGCCUUCACGCAGCCGUGGCUCCGCCGGCAAGACCAAGAGGAUCUCGAGUGGAUGGUUGCGAGUCCGUGGCGGCGGCGGCGGCGGCGCGACGCGCAGGCUGGUGGCACGCGGCCCGCGCUUAUUACCUCAGACGCCGCCGCUACCGAUGGAACAGCGCUGAGGACUGUGGCCCUGGCAUUGGGGACGGCAGCUGCUGCCCCAAGUCAGCUGCCCGAGCCACACGUGCACACGGCUAGCGGCAGUGCUGCAACCGCCGCAGAGGACAGCGAUGCCGGUGGCAGCCUCGGCCCUCCAAACACCGGCAACAACAACAUCGCGGCUAUUCCUCUGGCGAAAGAUAGCAACGGGAUCAUCGACAGUCAAGGGACAAAUCGGUGGAUGAGCGGACGGGAGGACGUCCCAGAGGAGCCACAGCUAGGGCUCUAA
Molecule: messenger RNA, 567 nt
Organism: Lasiosphaeria miniovina
Lineage: Eukaryota; Fungi; Ascomycota; Sordariomycetes; Sordariales; Lasiosphaeriaceae
Exons: 3
Coding region: 1-567 (188 amino acids)
Source: RefSeq, a predicted model, not a curated record